AUGAUGGAUGUGGAACGUUCGAGGCAUUCGAUGCAUCCGGGUUCUAGUGGCUCAGGACUUAGACACUCACCAAGGGAGACAGCAGUGCUAAUAGCAACAGCUGGUAAUGGAUACCCAAAGAAAUCACCGUCGAUGCCCAACUUCCAUGAGAAGCCAUUCACAAGUACUAAUGCUAGUGAGCCGAUAUUGAACUCUAAUGGAUUGCCUGUCAGCAGCGAGUAUGUGGCUGAUAAUUCUGGAGUGCAAUCGUUGACAGACGGGGAUGCUAGUUUAAGUGUAAUUGAGAUGUAUGGAGAUGAAGUUGAAUCACGAAGACCUGAGAAUGAAGACGGGGGCAAUUUGGAAGGUGAUGAGGAUGCUGAUAGUGAUGAACUGGAAUUACCAACUUCUGGUAUGCCACCGACAGGUUCGGCUAUGCCGAAUUCUGAUUAUUUUGAUAGAUAUGGCUUCAAAAAACAGAGCAAUCUUAUUACAGAACAAGACUAUGAUGAAUGGUGGGAAAAUUAUUCACAAUAUUGCAUUAGAAGAAAACACAAAUGGAAAAUUCUUAUGGAGAAAAGUGGAUUACCGAUGGAUAAUGAUUCGCCGAAUCGUUUCCCCAGUAGAAGUGAGAAAUUGAAAAGGUAUGUGAGGAAAGGUAUUCCAGCAGAAUGGAGAGGUAAUGCUUGGUGGUAUUUUGCAAGAGGUCAAGAGAAAUUGAACAAAAACAAGGGGAUUUAUGAUAAAUUGCUACUAAAGAUGGAUGAUUUAUUAAAAUCAAAAACCAAAUCAAUGCCAGACCUUGAUAUUAUUGAACGUGAUUUAAAUAGAACCUUCCCUGAUAAUAUCCAUUUUCAAAAGGAAACAUUCCAAAUCGAUGAUCCGCCAAUGAUUAAAUCAUUACGCCGUGUCCUUGUGGCAUUCUCCCUCUAUAACCCUAAGAUCGGUUAUUGUCAAUCGAUGAAUUUUCUCGCAGGUUUACUUUUACUUUUCAUGGAUGAAGAAAGAGCAUUUUGGAUGCUGGUCAUCAUCACAUCAAGAUAUUUGCCCGGGGUUCACAACAUCAACUUGGAGGGUGUUAAUGUGGAUCAAGGUGUUCUCAUGCUUUGUAUCAAGGAAUAUUUACCAGAAAUUUGGCAAUACAUCAUGCCACAGACUUCAUCCAAACAUUUUUCAUUGAACAAUGGAACUUCUUUAUUAGGCGGUAAUGAUUUUUUAUACAAAUUACCACCAAUUACAUUGUGUACAGCAAGUUGGUUUAUGAGUUGCUUCGUGGGCGUAUUACCAAUUGAAGGUACUUUAAGGAUUUGGGAUUGUCUCUUUUAUGAAGAGUCACAUUUUCUUUUCAAAAUUUCAUUGGCUAUCUUUAAAUUAUGUGAACCUGAAUUAAUUAAAUUAAAACCAUUGAGGAAUGGAAUUGGUAAAAAUCCCAUUCGCGGACAAAGAGGCUCACAAAUGAGUAAUGGUGAAAGUGAAAUGGAAGUUUUCCAAAUUGUGCAGACUUUCCCCAAGCAAUUGAUAAAUCCAAAUGAACUUUUUGAUAGAGUAAUUUUCAAAAGAAGAUUCUCGUUGAACAAACUGGAUCAAGAUGAAGUGGAUCGUUGUAGAAAGUACGUCUCUUCUCAAAGAUUAAAAUACAAACAUUAUAGUGAGAUUAUGGGUACGGGUCAUCGUAAUAAUAACAACAAUAGCAAUAAUAAUUCAAAUGACAUCGGCAUUGCAUCGUCAUCAUCAAAUUCGGCUGAUGGUGAGAAGAUGGCGGGAGAUAUCAUUAAUGAUGCUCUUUCAUCUGAAGUUUACGGUUUUAAAAAGGGACUUGGUGGUGUUCAUUGGAACAAUAGUAUAAAAGCCAAAGUGAAGCAAAUGAGGAAGAAGAAAGGUUGA
Molecule: messenger RNA, 1863 nt
Organism: Zygosaccharomyces rouxii
Lineage: Eukaryota; Fungi; Ascomycota; Saccharomycetes; Saccharomycetales; Saccharomycetaceae
Gene: MSB3
Product: Rab GTPase-activating protein MSB3
Exons: 1
Coding region: 1-1863 (620 amino acids)
Source: RefSeq, a predicted model, not a curated record